GCUAGGGUAUGGCCCCCGGCCCCGGCCCGGGACCCGAGGUCCCGCACUCCGGCCAGUGAAAGGCGUUUUCCCGUUCCCGCCCUCCUCCCCCCGCCGGCCAGCACCAUGGGAUGUAAUAUGUGCGUGGUUCAGAAACCGGAGGAGCAGUACAAAGUGAUGCUUCAGGUGAACGGGAAGGAGCUCUCCAAGCUGUCUCAGGAGCAAACCCUGGAGGCCCUGCGCUCCUCCAAGGAGCCCCUAGUGAUCCAGGUGCUGAGACGCAGCCCCCGCCUCCGGGGGGACAGCUCGUGCCAUGACCUGCAGCUGGUGGACAGUGGCACUCAGACCGACAUCACCUUUGAGCAUAUCAUGGCGCUGGGCAAGCUGCGCCCGCCCACCCCGCCCAUGGUCAUCCUGGAGCCGUACGUCCUGUCUGAGCUCCCCCCCAUCAGCCAUGAGUAUUAUGACCCAGCGGAGUUCAUGGAGGGCGGCCCACAGGAGGCAGACCGUAUGGACGAGCUGGAGUAUGAGGAGGUGGAGCUGUAUAAGACCAGCCACCGAGACAAGCUAGGCCUGAUGGUUUGCUACCGCACGGACGAUGAGGAGGACCUGGGCAUCUAUGUUGGAGAGGUGAAUCCCAACAGCAUUGCAGCCAAAGACGGCCGGAUCCGCGAGGGCGACCGGAUCAUCCAGAUAAAUGGCGUGGACGUCCAGAACCGGGAAGAGGCGGUGGCCAUUCUGAGCCAGGAGGAGAACACCAACAUCUCGCUGCUGGUGGCCCGGCCUGAGAGCCAGCUGGCAAAGCGGUGGAAGGACAGUGACCGGGAUGACUUUCUGGAUGACUUUGGCUCUGAGCAUGAGGGGGAGCUGCGCGCACGGAAGCUGAAACCCCCCGCUGCCCAGCAGCUUGGCAACGAAGAGGAGAAGGGGGUCCCCGAUGUGGGCACGGGCCUGAGCAACAGCCAGGAGCUGGACAGUGGGGUGGGCCGCACCGACGAGAGCACCCGCACCGAGGAGAGCUCCGAGCACGACCUGCUGGGCGACGAGCCCGCCAGCGCCGCCGACACCCCCGGGGCCCUGCGCAAGAGCCGCGACCUGCACUUCAGCAUGGACUCCCUGCUGGCCGAGGGGGCGGCGCUGGGCGGGGGCGACCUCCCGGGCCUCACGGAGGAGGAGUACGAGCGCUACCGCGAGCUGCUGGAGAUCAAGGGCCACCUGGAGAACGGCAACCAGCUGGGCCUCCUCUUCCCCAGGGCGUCUGGCGGCGGCAACGGCGCCCUGGAUGUGAACCGCAACGAGAGCUUGGGCCACGAGAUGGCCAUGCUGGAGGAGGAGCUGCGACACCUGGAGUUCAAGUGCCGCAACAUCCUGCGGGCGCAGAAGAUGCAGCAGCUGCGCGAGCGCUGCAUGAAGGCCUGGCUGCUGGAGGAGGAGGGUCUCUACGACCUGGGGGCCGGCGAGCCCAAGAAGCACGAGCUGUCGGACAUCUCCGAGCUGCCAGAGAAGUCGGACAAGGACAGCACCAGCGCCUACAACACCGGGGAGAGCUGCCGCAGCACCCCGCUGCUCGCAGAGCCCCUGCCGGAGAGCCCCCUGCGGCGGGCCGCCGCCGCCGCCGCCGCCGCCGCCGCCGGCAACUCCAACUUGAACCGGACCCCUCCCGGCCCCGCCGGCCCCACCCACCCCAAGGCAGCCCCUCCGCAGGGGAGCCCCGCCAAGUUCCGAUCUCUCUCCCGGGAUCCCGAGCUGGGCCGGAGACCGCACUCGGAGGAGCGAGUCCGCCGGAGCCCCAAGCCGGGCGUGACCCUGGAGCGCGUGGGCCCCGAAGGCAGCCCUUACCUCUCGCGGCGCCACCGCGGCCAGGGCCAAGAGAGCGAGCACUACCACAGCUGUGUGCAGCUGGCCCCGCCGCGCGGCCUGGAAGAGCUGGGCCACGGGCCCCUCACUCUGGCCGGCGGCCCCCGGGUGGGCGGGGCAGCGGCGGCCACCGAAGCCCCCCGCAUGGAGUGGAAGGUCAAGGUGCGCAGCGAUGGGACCCGCUAUGUGGCCAAGCGGCCGGUGCGCGAUCGCCUCCUCAAAGCCCGGGCCCUGAAGAUCCGGGAGGAGCGCAGCGGCAUGACCACCGACGACGAUGCGGUGAGCGAGAUGAAGAUGGGCCGCUACUGGAGCAAGGAGGAGCGGAAGCAGCACCUGAUCCGGGCCCGGGAGCAGCGGAAGCGGCGCGAGUUCAUGAUGCAGAGCCGGCUGGAGUGCCUGCGGGAGCAGCAGAACGGCGACAGCAAGGCCGAGCUCAACAUCAUUGCCUUGAGCCACCGCAAAACCAUGAAGAAGCGGAACAAGAAGAUCCUGGACAACUGGAUCACCAUCCAGGAGAUGCUGGCCCACGGCACUCGCUCCGCCGACGGCAAGCGGGUCUACAACCCUCUGCUCUCCGUCACCACUGUCUGAGCCCCGCUGUGCUCCGGGGCAGGCCUUCUGCCCCCCUCCCCCCCCAGGUCCAGGGAGCCUCCCAAGACCCUGUCCCCUGCUCUCCCUUAGAAUCUAGUGUGUGUCUGUGUGUACGCACGGCGUGUGUGCACCUGUCUUUGUGUGUGUGCACAGGACCUUGUUGCCAGAGAGAAGCCCCCGAGGAGAAGGGAUGCCUCUCUCCACCGGCUACUUCCUGCUCUCCAAGCACAGCGGCCACGUCGCCAGCUGGCACGGGGGACACCCUUUCCGCUGUGUGCCGGCCACGCGUGCCUAACGCGAGCGCAGGCACACGCACGCGCACACGCAGUCCCCUCUCCGGAGCUCUCGGCGUGGGUACUUGGGGACGGGAAAGGACUGAAAAGGAGAGACGAAGAGGACUGUCCUAAGCACAAGAGAAUGCCUGGCUGUGAAGCUGAGCUCGGCCUCGCCCCCUGCCGGGAGACUUGGUGAUUUGUAGACAAAGGCACCCCUGAGUUUUGUGGUUUUUCUCCCUUUCUGUGCUUGCCGGUGGUUGUUUUUCUGUUUUGUGGACUUGCCCUGGGGGCUGGCGGCUCCUUCAGGCGGCCUGACAAAGCGGAACCCCCAGCGAUGGCUGGGAAGGAGGUGGGUGGGGGGGGAAGGAAGAGAGGGAGGGCUGG
This is a messenger RNA of Lynx canadensis (Canada lynx), 3086 nucleotides long. It is a transcript of the gene PDZD4, whose product is annotated as PDZ domain containing 4. The transcript is spliced from 8 exons. Lineage: Eukaryota; Metazoa; Chordata; Mammalia; Carnivora; Felidae. Bases 106 to 2427 code for a protein of 773 amino acids. Gene Ontology annotation, molecular function: protein binding. The record is from RefSeq and is a predicted model, not a curated record.